This is a messenger RNA of Nymphaea colorata (pocket water lily), 1924 nucleotides long. RefSeq lists its product as uncharacterized. The record is from RefSeq and is a predicted model, not a curated record. Bases 474 to 1739 code for a protein of 421 amino acids. NCBI's taxonomy places the organism in Eukaryota, Viridiplantae, Streptophyta, Magnoliopsida, Nymphaeales, Nymphaeaceae. The transcript has 5 exons. Gene Ontology annotation, molecular function: DNA-3-methyladenine glycosylase activity. Gene Ontology annotation, biological process: base-excision repair.
CCACCUGCGAAAAUUCUUGAGUCCCAUCCGUAAUCGUCGUUCCCUCUCCCUCUCUCUCCCUGUUCCUUUUUGUUUACUCCAUUGAAUUUCUUCUUCUGGACGUCACUCUACUCUCUCUCUCUCUCUCUGGUUCUUCUUCGCUACUUUGGACGAGUGCCUGAGCAGUGCAUUUUCCCUUUUAUUGUGCAUGGCCCCAUUGUUCUGGGACCAGAAAAUGUCGGCAUAACUCUUCCUCCCUCUCGGCUUCCCUCUCUCUCUGGGUAUUCGUAGUGGUAUUACUCUUGUCUCGGAAAUGGGAUCCCAAUGGCUUGCCAGGACCUCUUCGUCUUCAUCUGUUCGACCUCCUCUUCAUGAUUUCGUGAUGCCAAUCUGCAUUUUCAGGCCUUCCCGCAGUCCCUUUAGGGGCUAGGGCUUGCCCUUUUCUUCUAGUUGGGUUAGGGUUUUUUCAGUGAGAGAGAGAGAGAGAGAGAGCAAUGUCGGGGCCUCCUAAGAUCAGGUCUAUGAACAUCACCGCGGAGUCGGAUGUGCGUUCGGUUCUCGGGCCCGCCGGAAACAAGGCAAGAUUGCCCGCCGCGCGGAAGCCCGCUUCAAAGCUAGUGAGGGAAGGGGAGAAACCAGAGGAUUCCCUUCUUUCUGCUGAUAAGCCUACGGCUGGUGAGGCCGUUGCCGCCGUAACGCCUCCGCCCGACGCGGCUACUACCACUCCCUCGCCUUCUUUUCCAGCCAAGAAGCAGCCGCAGCAGGCAACGGCUUCCUCAGGCCGAGCUAGUAACGUUCUGCGGAGGCAUGAGUUCUUGCUGCAUUCGAACCUCUCUCUGAAUGCUUCUUGCUCUUCGGAAGCUUCUACUGAUUCGGUGUGUAGUCGCGCCUCUACUGGGAGGAUCAUUAGCAGGGUAAGCACGGGCAUUGCGAGUCGGAGGAAGCUGGGUAGCCGGCCAAAGACUGGUAGACCCCUAACCGAUAGCGCAGAAACGUCGGGCUCUUCUUCCCCUCCUCCCUCUGUACCGUUCACGAAGAGGUGUGCAUGGGUCACUGCAAACACUGAUCCAAAGUAUGUUGCCUUUCAUGAUGAAGAAUGGGGAGUGCCAGUCCAUGAUGACAAGAAAUUGUUCGAAUUGCUGUGUCUCUCAGGUGCAUUGGCUGAACUGACAUGGCCAUCUAUCCUUAGUAAAAGGCACUUAUUUCGGGAAGUAUUUGCUGAUUUUGACCCUCCAUUGGUUGCCAAACUGAACGAGAAAAGGAUUUCCGCACCAGGGACUAGUGGCAGCUCCCUGCUAUCAGAACUAAGGCUCCAUUCCAUCAUUGAAAAUGCAAGGCAGAUAACCAAGAUUGUGGAGGAAUUUGGGUCGUUUGACAGUUACUGCUGGAGUUUUGUGAAUCAGAAGCCAAUUGUGAAUAGGUUCCGUUACCCCCGGCAGGUGCCUGUGAAAACUUCCAAAGCCGAACUUAUAAGCAAGGAUAUGGUGAAGAGGGGUUUCCGGAGUGUCGGACCAACAGUUGUAUAUACGUUCAUGCAGGUGACUGGCAUGACAAAUGACCAUCUCAUUAGCUGCUACCGAUUUGAUGAGUGUCUUGCUGCAGAAGGAGCGACAGAGAGCAGGAAAACUGAGACUCCCGACGGUGAGAAGAUGUUGGAGGUUGGGAAACUGGACCUGUCAAAGUCCAUGGCAGAGUUGAGCAUGAGCUCUUUGACAAUGAAAACCGACUCAUCUGAUUUAGUUGGGGUCAUGUUGGCUUGAUGUAUCAGAUGAAGCCCGUUCUGCAUGUAAAUCUCUGUUCACCAAAGCGUUGUACCACUGUAAGCGCCUGCAGCUUUUGUCCAGUGUUUUGAUGUUUGUAUUUUCCUUCUGUAUAAAAGAUACAAAUUUAUGUGAAUUCUGUUUCUGUGGGAAGUUCAUGGCGAAAGAAAUUUAGUUCCUUUUUC